AUUUGAAAAAACUAUAACAACCUUGACCAGGCCUUACGUAUGGUUGUAUGAAUUUUUUCGAUCUCUUCCUCUCUUUUUUUUUAUGCGAAAUAUUCGAUCUUCAUAUUUAGGAGGAUAAUGAAUUCAGUUAUGGAAGCCGACAAACUUUUCUUUUAAAAGCAAUUUUUUUGAAAAUUACUAUUUAGAAUUCGUCAAAAGAAGCACAAAAUACGGAAUUGCUAACAUUGCCAAGUGCGCAAUACAUUGUCCAGAGGACAAUCGACCAAGUGUAACUUUGUCCACAAAACGCCAACGUUAACAUCGCUAUUAUUCGCCACAUCUGAACUCUAUAACCAUUUGCCACAUAUAAUAACUUGUUACAUCCAAACCAUCGUCAUAUUUUCCUCAUGCAACAUCAUCACUCCUGUCUUGUAAGACCCAUAGCACAGAACAAGGCUUUUUAGUCGUUACGCGAUGGCGUCAAGUGAUAAGGCUCCUGUGGCGUGUCCAGCAAGCAUCGGAGAAUGUAAGGAGCCAAUGGGAGAUCCUACGAAGACAACUACGGCGAUACUAGAAAAAGGAACGACUACGAUGCAGUCUAUGAAACCAAUCAAGCAAAUGAGUCUCCACAUGUGUUCCUUCGCUUGCUAUAGCCACGAUCCUGGCCGUCAGAUCGAAGUUCGUAUCUAUGAUCACCGUGUAAACCAUGACUUUCUCCAGUGUGCUGUCUACGAUUCCAGUUCCUCUAAUGUCCUGGUUGUAACGUUGAGUAUUGAAGCUUUUGCGUUAGAUUAUGACUUAAGAUUUAUGAUGUGUUUUUAUUGUAUUAAAUUUCUAGGGAUCCAAUAUAUAGUGUCAGAGAAGUUAUUCGAAAGCCUCUCACCGGAGGAACAAAAGCUUUGGCAUUCCCAUGAUUAUGAGAUCCAGAUGGCUCUUCUAGUAACUCCAAGGAUCCCAGAGCUCGUUGCAAAGCCGGAGCUUAAAACUCUUGCCAAGUCCAACGGAAAAUUUUGGUGUACAUGGCAGAUCGAUCGCGAGGAUAGAUUACCACUAGGUGUACCAUCAUUAAUGGUGUCUCCACAUGAUGUGAAUCUGGGGAGGAUAAAACCGGAACUUGUGAAAAAGAGAGAUGAAGAACAUGGGAUCUCAACGGAAUCGUUGAAGCCGUCACGGGAAGGGAUUUGCGGACCGGGGAAAAAAUUUUUGGUUGCUGAUUAUUUGCGCUUGAUGUAAGUUGAGACAGAUAUGAAGAUAAUAGCUCCCUUCCCGUGACUUUCUCUUGUUUUGAUUUUGUUUCCUUGAUGAAUUUCGAGAUAUUAUGAGUUCGUAAGCUUAUAGUACGUGUUUUAAUAUAUGCGUUUCAAUCUAUUCUAUACAACUUCUAGUCAAUAUCAUCUUGUGAAUAGGAAAAAUUUCGUGGACCAACUAUGAUUUUGACUCGACGAAUCAUUUACUCCAUUUUUUUGUUAAUCUUACUAAUAUAUAUUGUUCAAUGAAAGAAAUCUGAUUCGAUAAAAACCUCCCUUAAGAGUAAAAAGGGUGUGGUCUUUAUCUCUGUUUUAAGACACAAUUUGAUUCAGGAAACUGCAUCGACUUCAUUGAGGCUCUCAAGAUAGGAAAGGUAACUUGUCAAAAUAUAUCAAACUUUUUUUUGAAAAAAGUUCAUUACUUCAAAUAUUUUUCUGUGGGUAUGUUGGUAUAUUUGGAUAGCUGAGGAACAAGCUAGUUUUAGAAGGGAGACAUAUCACCCCGGAAAAUACAGUAUCAAAAACUAUAUGGAUGUUGGGAUUGUGAAAUCCCAUGUUCAACUCUAUAUUAUCCGAUUAGUACGAUAUUGUUCAUUUUGGGCCUUAGAAGCUGGCCCGCAUGGAUUUGCUUUUGGUUUCCAUCCCAAAAGGCCUCGUACUAAUAGAGUUGGACAUCUCUUUAUAUAUUAGACACUUUUUGUCUAAUUCUCCAAUGUGGGACUUAGUUUGUUAUCUCACAUUCUUUCCUUCAAACUAAGGAUCACAUACAUCUCGUGUCCUACAACUGACUUCCAAGAUCUUCUGACUUGAUUUCUGCCACACACUUCUCAUUCCUAACUCAUAGGAUACCCAUUCAUCACUCAUUCAUCAUUCAAAGGGUAUUUCGGUCUUUCUUACAGAUUUCUUGUCAACUGCGUUAUGAUACCAAUUGUUGGGAUUGUUAAAUCCCGUGUCCAACUCUAUCUUAUCUUAUUAGUACGAUAUUGUCCACUUUGGACCUUAGAGGCUGGCCCGCAUGGAUUUAUUUUUGGUUUUCUUCCCAAAAGGCAUCGUACUAAUAGAGUUGGACAUCUCUUUAUAUAUUAGACACUCUUUUUCUAAUUCUCUAAUGUGGAACUUAGUUUGUUAUCUCAUAUUCUCCCCGUCAAACUAAGGAUCACAAUGGAGCGCAAGGGAAUGGAAUAUGGCCCAACUGGAUACUCUCUUUCGGACUCAGACACAUUGCUCAAACAGUUCAUUGAUCACUCCCGACCUGGAUGAUCUAAUUACAUGUUUCUCAGACGCCGCAUGGAGAUACGAAACAACAUGGCAGGGUUUGGAUGUAUCUUCAAGAACAAAGCGGGUGAUACUGAUCACCAAGCUACUGGGGUGGAACUAAAUAUCGCCUCACCGCUCGUUGCGGAAGCACUGGCUCUCGAUGGGCUCUCCUCACAGCUUACGCACGGGACUACUCCAAAAUCUGUUUCAACACAGAUUGUCAAACGCUCUUAACAGUGAUCACUUCGAAGGCUCCUCCGGCUGACCUCUAUGGGAUCAUCCAGGACAUCGAUCAACUAUCUCUACUUUUCAUCUCUGUUUCCUUUAAAUAUGUUGCUUGAUUGUCAAAUUCAGCAGCUGAUCAGCUUGCUAAGACUGCAUUAUGUACGGCUAUUUCAUCUCUUUCCUCUUCGGGGGGUCUGAGCUUUUAAUCAAAAGUUAUGUUUUGUGUUAAAAAAAAAAGAGUAAAAUAAAUUGUUUAGGCUUCGUAUAAGCUCAUUAGGUAUAGUAGUAGACACGGAAUUUUUAUAGUCUAGAUAAUCCGAGUAAAAUAUAUGCAUCUUGUGGGAUUAUUUCUCUAGUAUAAGUCUAGUUAAAGUAGUUUGGUCUCCUUGAAUAAGGGUGAACUAUCCAAGGAUUUGAAUUAUUGGAUUUUAUAUCAGAAUGAUAAAAAACGAUUUAUGAAUAAAACAAUAAGGAUCUAAUCAGAAAUGUUGUUGACAUUUGUUACACUACCUACUUAAAUUCUUUUCCAAAAGGUUUGAAUUCAAAUUAAACGAUAAGAAAUUUUAAGAAGGUUUCGGCGAUGAGAUGAUUGACGGACGACGAAUGCCCUUUGCUGAAAGAGAAGACAGUGAAGCUUAUAAUUGCAAAGAGGGCCAUCGUUCAAAGCCCCAUCAAAUUAAGUAAGCUUUACCCUCAUGGACUUAAAACGCCAGUCUUAUUUUCUCUUCACCAUUAAACUGGAAGGGACAGUUUUGCAUCAUUGUUUCGUUUAGUCCAUGGCAUUGACCGGUUAGGCCCGGUCCACUUUUUGUAUCCCCUAGGUUGAUAGAAGAAUGCUGGCUAGAUAAACCCACCACGCGACAGAGAUAUUAACAAACAGUUUGAGUUCAUUCUACAUCAUAUGGGUCACAAGAGGCAAUGGAGGGUCUCUCUCUCUCCAUCUCUCCAUCUCUCUAUUGAGAUUGUUGUUUGUUGGCUUCUGGAUUAUGUUUUAUUUUUGUCUAACAUGCUUCUUCUUGUACAUGUUUGUAUCAGAUGAGGCCAUUCACAUAUUUUCAGAAUUUCGAACACAAGAAAAAACAUAACUGGGAUAUGAGCAGCCAUAGAGGCCCAUGACGGCUCAUCAUCCGGUUCACAUUUAUGAUUCUUUUAACAGGUUAAGAAAUUGUUCUUUUGUAUUCCUUCCGAUUUAGUGCCCCCCUGUAAUUUUGUUCUAUUACGGAGAGUCUUCGUCUGGAUAAAAGCUGCAUUUUUAUUAUAGUAUAACAAUUGUUGUGAGAUCUAUGGUUUUAACCUCAACAUAUAUAUGCUGUUGUAUCUAAAAUUGGUGUAAAUUUUAUGAAUCUACCUUCAAUAUGUGGUCCUUUGAUUCUAGCGCAGCGAGACUAUGGCACUGGCUUGAAACUUUCCCUAUAAUAACAUAACGCUUAGUGGUUAACAAAAAAAAAACAAUAGUGAUCAAAUUAUGGUAGAGAGCAACCUCCAUCUCUUUCUAAAAAAAAUCAAAUUUUGAAAAUAAAAGUUUAUUUUAAAAGGAUAUAUGUUUUACAUUUUAUGAAAUAUUAAUUAAUAAAGAAUGAUACAUUAUAAACUUAUAAAAAUAAAUUGCAGUUAUUAAAAUACCAUUGGUUAAACUUAUGAAAAUAUUUAAGUACAAAAAAAAUAAUGUAUUUAUAAUCAACUGUUAUUAUAUUUUACUAAUAUAUGCAAACACAAAAACAUACAUCAUUUAAAAAUAUAGGAAGUAGUUUUUAAAACCCACUCCGACCAUGGAAGCUUUAUCCAAAGGACCUGAGUUGUUAACUCUUAUGAAUGACCUAAUAAAUUUAUCUAUAUGUAUGAUAUAAAAGCAUCUAGUUUUUUAUAUUUUUACUAAUUCAUACAUUUAUCAAUUAUUUUCACAUGCUAAGGAAAUAUAAAUGUAGUGUUUAGUUAUGUAAUUUCUUACUAAAGGUGUAACUGGUGACAAAUAGAAAGAAUAUGUGGAAUGAUAGAAAUUAUUAUUUCUGGAAUUGAAUAGAAUGGAAUCAGCAUUCCACUUAUUUCAAAACAUUUUUGAUUUGGAAUGGAAUGAAAUGGAAUAUACAUUCUAUUUUUAAUUGUAACUGGUAAAAAAAUUUGAAAUGCACAUGAAUUAAACAUUCAGUAAGUUUUAAUUCCAAAAAUGCAUUUUUGCAGCCUAAUUCUACUAUAACUCUUACUUUAAAAUACUUUAGAGAAGGUAAUCUAUUAAGUUAGAAUAAUAUCAAGAAUUACUAAAUUAAAAGGUCACUCAAAAGAAAAUGAAGUACCUUGUGCAAGUGGGUGCAUAUAGCCAAUUGCACGUUGCUCAAAAAACAAAAGCUAAUUGCACAUAAAAUAUGAAUAUGAAUAUGCAUUGUGUAUUGGUUUCUUAUACUCUCUCCAAUUACCCUAAAUGGGUUCAUAAAGAUGGAGAUCAAAGACUACACAUCACAUGCUAUUCUCUCUCUUCUUGUGGCAUAAUCUUACUUAAUUUAUGCAUUGUGCUCCUCAAUAAUUCAAUAUGUUUAUUUCAACUCAAUAAAGAAAAAUAUCAGAAAAUCUACACUUUUCAUUUCCUCCACAUACACAAUAUUUCGCUUUUUAUCUAAUGCCGGGGGCAGGGCCGUCUAAUAGCAUGUGCUAGUGGAGCGGUCGAAUAGGGUCCGAACUUAAAAAUAAAAAAAUACUUAAGAAAAUUUCUAAAAUAAAUAUAUGAAUUUGGUUUAAAAUUUUAACUUUUUACUGUAUUCUUAAAUUUAUUAUCUAUAAUUAAAAGAGAAACAUCAAAUAUAUAUAGAUUAAGUUAUUAACUUUUAAAAUUAUUUUAUUACAUUGUUAAAUAUAUAGUUAAUUUUUUUUUUUUGAACAGGGCCUUAGUAUAAUUUGAGACGGCUCUGGCCGGGGGGAUCUCGAUUAUAAGAAGUUGAUAUUCUUGUCAUACAAAACAUAUAUAGUGGUCGACUUUUAUUAAAAUUGCGAUGGAAGAACUUAAAUUUUGAGUAGUUGGAGAUGAGAGAAAAAGUCUAGUUACCUUCUAUUUAAGUCAGAAGCAUUACACUUAAAUAACUUUCCAAAUUAAGCCAUACGUCUUGUUAAGCCCCAUAAAAGUACGGGUUCAUCUCCCUAUUUCCCCUAUAUAUCAACCCUAAUACCCUAUUUAUCUAAUUAAGUUACCAAUUGGCAAUUUGUAUGUGUCAAUAUCACAACAAAUAAACAUCAUUAACUCAAAAUCACAGUAAGACAUAAAAAAGUACGUUAAUUUUCUUCACAAUCUGAUUAAUUUUCUCAUUUGUACA
This is a messenger RNA of Brassica napus (rape), 6007 nucleotides long. Its product is annotated as oil body-associated protein 2B-like. The transcript is spliced from 4 exons. The record is from RefSeq and is a predicted model, not a curated record. NCBI's taxonomy places the organism in Eukaryota, Viridiplantae, Streptophyta, Magnoliopsida, Brassicales, Brassicaceae. The coding region runs from base 454 to 1212 and encodes 252 amino acids.